Dendronephthya gigantea is the source of this 435-nucleotide messenger RNA. RefSeq names its product stimulated by retinoic acid gene 6 protein-like. The transcript has 5 exons. Gene Ontology annotation, molecular function: retinol transmembrane transporter activity; signaling receptor activity. The record is from RefSeq and is a predicted model, not a curated record. Bases 1 to 435 code for a protein of 144 amino acids. NCBI's taxonomy places the organism in Eukaryota, Metazoa, Cnidaria, Anthozoa, Malacalcyonacea, Nephtheidae.
AUGACUAACCAGACAAACUUAUCUUCCAACGAAUCUCCCACUGCUGUUGCAUGUGAUGUCGAUGCAAGAUAUUAUCCUCACCUGUUUUUGAUUCCUGCUGCAAUAAUUCUCACGAUACUGUCAUUUCUGCGACGAAGAAAGAGUUUCAAGAAAGACGUUUGGGGAGGUCGACUAGGACUUGUUGUCCCAGUAGAUUUCCUUGGUAUUGAUCAUGACCGUCUUGCCACCAUGUUUGUGUUUGGAGCUGCUACUGGAUCAAUCGUCACUCUAGUUUUAGGAGGAGGGAUCGAAGGCAGCAAUGCUUGGGGGAAAGCGUUUCUCAUCGUUGGCAUUGCAAUUGAAAUUGCUUUCAUUUAUUAUCCCUACUUCGCUUGCCUGACGUCUUAUCAUAGAAUUGUUGGGGCAAUGAUGGGCCUUCCUUAUAGUGUGAGCUAG